This is a messenger RNA of Sinocyclocheilus grahami, 822 nucleotides long. RefSeq names its product protein FAM49B. Gene Ontology annotation, biological process: regulation of actin filament polymerization. The annotation marks the transcript as partial. NCBI's taxonomy places the organism in Eukaryota, Metazoa, Chordata, Actinopteri, Cypriniformes, Cyprinidae. The transcript has 7 exons. Gene Ontology annotation, molecular function: small GTPase binding. The record is from RefSeq and is a predicted model, not a curated record.
UGUGACUCUACAGAAGCAGCGCUGCAUAGUCUAUUGAGAGCACUCACUAGUGAGACAUACGAUGACCCCACACAGCAUCUGGAGAGAGAGCAAGCCCUCGCCAAACAGUUUGCUGAGAUCCUGCACUUCACACUGCGCUUUGAUGAGCUCAAGAUGACAAAUCCUGCCAUUCAGAAUGACUUCAGUUAUUACAGGAGGACCCUGAGCCGCAUGAGGAUCAAUAAUGUUCCUGCAGAGGGAGAAAACGAGGUGAAUAAUGAGCUGGCCAAUCGGAUAUCUCUAUUUUAUGCUGAUGCCACACCCAUGCUAAAGACAUUAAGUGAUGGCACAACAAAAUUUGUAUCUGAGAAUAAAAACUUGCCCAUUGAAAACACAACAGAUGUAUUAAGCACCAUGGCGAGCGUGUGCAAAGUUAUGUUGGAAACCCCAGAGUAUCGCAGCCGCUUCAGCAGUGAGGAGACUGUUUCCUUCUGUCUGCGUGUCAUGGUGGGGGUUAUCAUCCUCUACGACUACGUCCAUCCCGUCGGUGCAUUCGCGAAGUCCUCCAAAAUAGACAUGAAAGGCUGCAUUAAAGUGCUCAGAGAUCAGCCACCAAACAGUGUGGAAGGUCUUCUAAAUGCUCUCAGGUACACAACAAAACAUCUUAAUGAUGAGUCAACCACUAAGACCAUUAAAAGCAUGCUGCAGUAGCAACUAAACUCUGGGACUCACACACCACUGGCCUCAAGCAAUUGCUCAGGAGAUGCACAUACACUCUCUCUCCUGGACUAAAGCGAUGCACAGAAUGUUUUUCCUUUCCUUUUUUUUCUUUCUUUCUUUCUU